CAGCCUUCCGCCAAGUCCUCCGUCCGUCUCUUCUCGCGUCUCGUUUACUUGAAAGGAUGGCGUUCAUUGCCGACGACAAGUUGAGCUGCGAGAUCUUCUCCAUCCUGGAGAGCAAGUUCCUCUUCCCCCUCUGCUCCUCCGCCGUCGCUUCUCCAUGGACUCCGGUGGUUCCGCGCAGCGCUGCGGCCGGAAGAGUCCGUAUCCUGUCGAUCGACGGGGGCGGGAACGCCUCCGAUGGCCUCCUAGCAGCGGCCGCUCUCACCCGAAUGGAAUCCACCCUCCGCCGCCGCACCGGCGACGCCUCAGCCAGCGUCGCCGACUUCUUCGAUCUCGCCGCGGGGUCCGGCGCCGGCGGCGUCCUCGUUGCGAUGCUCUUCACGAGGGGCCACGACGGCCGCCCCCUCUUCUCCGCCGCCGAAGCUCUGCAGCUCCUCCUCGCCGAGAGCCGUCGCCGAAGCGGAGGGGGCUUCGGUUCCAAGAGGAGGGGCAUCUUCCGGGGGUUAUUCGGCCGAUCGGGUGGUUUACUGCGGAAGAUCUUUGGGGAUGCGUCCCUGAGGGACACGCUGAAGCCGGUCCUGAUCCCCUGUCACGACCUAGCCACAGGAUCGCCCUUCGUCUUCUCGAGGGCAGACGCCGUGGAGGCGGACGCCUACGACUUCUUCAUCAGGGAUGUGUGCGCAGCCACCUGCGAGGACGCUGUCGAGCUGCGGUCGGUCGAUGGACGCACACGGGUGUCGGCAGUGGGUGGAGGGGUGGCGGUGGCCAAUCCCGCCGCGGCCGCCAUUACUCACGUGCUUCACAACAAGCAGGAGUUUCCCUUCGCGGUCGGAGUCGAGGACCUCAUGGUGGUGUCGAUCGGGGCUUCCGGUGGCGCUUCCGCCACUGGCAAGGCGCAGAUCGUUAGGGUCGCCGUCGAAGGUGCCGCUGAUAUGGUGGAUCAAGCAGUGUCAAUGGCAUUUGGAGAGAUCAGAACAAACAACUACGUUCGAAUCCAGGCAAAUGGAUUCAUCUCCGGAAACAGCACGCCGAGAGCAGCCAAUUCGAGUAAAUUGAUGGAAGAAAUCGAUGAGAUUUUGUCGCAGAGGAACGUCGACUCGCUGCUAUUCAGAGGGAAGAAGAUCUCGGAGCAAACCAAGGCCGAGAAGCUGGAGUGGUUCGCCGGGGAGCUGGUGAAGGAAGAAAAUUGGAGGCGGAAGAGCUCGAUUCCCACAGUACUGGUGAAGCAAAUGAUGACGCCGAGAACGUCGUCGGCCACGACGACUACGACAGUGACGACGACCUCGAGCACAACGUCUCGAUCGAACUAAAUUAAUUACAGCUUGAUUGUAUUGAGAGAAAAAACAAAAUGAGUGGACUUAGUUGUGUAAUGUAUAUAAUAUUUGUGCAGAAAAAACUAGACCAACGGUAAAAAUAAAAACUACGAAAGAAAUAGUGCCGUAGAUAUAAUGAAAAAAGUACGUGUAAUUCCUCUCCAAAUAAUUUUUUGAAAUCAGUCUUGCAAUU
Molecule: messenger RNA, 1503 nt
Organism: Zingiber officinale
Lineage: Eukaryota; Viridiplantae; Streptophyta; Magnoliopsida; Zingiberales; Zingiberaceae
Product: patatin-like protein 3
Exons: 3
Coding region: 57-1307 (416 amino acids)
Biological process (GO): lipid metabolic process
Source: RefSeq, a predicted model, not a curated record